Molecule: messenger RNA, 3573 nt
Organism: Porites lobata
Lineage: Eukaryota; Metazoa; Cnidaria; Anthozoa; Scleractinia; Poritidae
Source: the annotation of a GenBank genome assembly
AGACAAGGUCAUGCUGCUGCAGUUGUGGAGAAGAAAGUGUACAUUUUUGGAGGCAGCAGUGGAAGUGGUUUUGGUGGGCAGCACAGUGACUCCACUAGUGAUCCAAUUUACUUGAAUGAUCUGUUCCUUCUUAAGGGUAUGCAAGGAUUGUAUAGAAACCAUAAAUGCUAUAAAUCUUUGCCUACUGUCUUCUAUGUCAGUAGUCAACUUUAAACACUGAUUCUUAAGGUACAGUGCUAGAAAAAACUUUGAUAGAAAAAAUAUUACUUUAGGUAUUGUUUGUCAAAUUCUGAAGGCCUAUAAAUAUAUAUAUUUUUUCUGAUUAGAACAUUAUAAUUACCAGUACAUGUACAUUUUCUGGUCGAGUUCAUCGUAAGUUGAAUAGCAAAGAAGUGUUUAAGUGUUGGUAAUUAACCCCCCGGCAGCUAGUAAGCCACUGAAAUCUUUAACAAUGUAAAGCUGUUGGCUUAACCCUUGGAUAGAGAAUUGUUUAUCCAGUCAAGAGCAUUGUCCACCUUUUGAAUCACUGGGGCCUGAUAAAGACCUAAUAUCCAACUGAUAUUUGCAUUAUAAUUAUUCUUAGUCGGUGUACAGGUGACAUGGGAAAGAUUACAACAGCUUGGAGACAUUCCUUGUGCUAGGGAUGGACACACCCUGAGGUCUGUAAAAGCCGGAUUGUCAUUUUUAUUAAUCAUUACUUCUGUUGGUAUUUGAAUACUACAUCUUCCUUGUCAUAUCAUGAAAUGUAGCCCCCAGUUAGGUUCUUUGUUAGAGUAUAAAACUGUAUUUCUAUUUUGUUUUUAAUCCAUAUACAGUGAUUAAUGUUAAUGGUUUGGUUCAAUUUUUUUCUUGGUUUAAAAACCAGAAGGUUUGAAAAGCAAUUAAACUGGAGAAAAUUUGAACCACAACAAAGAUGUAACAUUAAUUUUUUAUACCGUCCAAACUAUUUGUUUCUGGCAACUGAUUAUUUGUGACUUCUUUUAACUCUCCCCAGUGCUUUGGGCUCUGUACUUUAUUUAUUUGGUGGCUCAAAUUACCCAGAAUCAGAAGAAUGUUUGGAAGGAUUAUACGCUUAUGACAUAGGUAAAACUUUGUUGUAAUACUUUAAAAUUCCUAAGGCAUUGAUGUCGGUCAUAUUUCCUACAGAGGUUGAAUCUAACGAACUCAUUUUGCACUUUCAUGUGAAAGAAGUUUACUACCUUCAGUAGUCACCUCUCUAAUACUUCGAGUUUCUCUCUUUGUUUGGUCAGUUUUUACCAUACUGGUAACCACGGUAACAGUGUAUCUUAACAUUUUAAUUUCCAAUAGUGACCAUCAACAAUUUUCUCCUAACGAUAUCCAUCAUACAUUGUCAAGACAUAAAGUUAUGGUAAUAAUUAUUAAUAAAAUGAUCAUCUAAGGGAAAAAUUAAUGCUUUGAUCUUUGAACAAAUUCUCUUAACCAAAUUAUUCUCAAAGGAAAUGAAUGGAGAUCAGUUUGGAGACUUUGCAUGUGGAUAUCGGGGUUUGAAGGGUUAAAAACACCCAUUAUUCUAGCAUUGACUUACUUGUAAGUACUGUACAUGUAUCAGGGUUUUCAGUACGAUUUCAAGUUGCCAGACAGAGAAAAAAAGUUCUUUAUGUUCCAAAGUAGGGGGUUUGUGUGCCCCCUUAAAGGAGCCAUGGGGAAAUCCCUUACGCCCAGCUCUUAGUGACAGUUCAUUGUAUUAUUAGUGUAAUAAGAGUACUCUUAAAAUCAAAGUGAAAUACUUUAAAUUGCAAAGAUGGAAAAAAGCUAGUGUUACUAUCCUGGUUAUAAUCUCUGUCUCAUGUCCAAGUUUUCGGUAAUGCUAACGUGUAAAUGUAGAAGGUAUUAUUCAAUAGAUACCACAUGUACAGUAUAAUAAGCUUCUUGGGCUGCAUAAUUUUUUAUACUUGGCAUCAGCCAAUAGUUAGACAAGACACCACAACAAGAGAAGACAAGAACUUUAUUUUAUACCACACACAGAAAAGGUGUAUCAGGAUCUGGAGUUCGGGAGUUCAAGCUUUGCCCGUCAUGUUGUUUCCUUAGACAAGGAACUUUACUCCACUUUGUCUCUUUUCACCCAGGUGUAUAAAUAGGGAUCCGCAACAUGCUGCUGGGGGGGGGUAACCCUGGGAUGGACUAGCAUCCCAUCUAGGGGGUAGUCGGUAGCAAUACUCUGAUGCAUGCUUCGUGUAUGCUAAGGAGACCGGGAUAAGCUCCGGCCGUUUUGGCCUUAUCUUUUUUACCUUUUACUCACCAAAAAAAAUGGGAGGAAAAAAGACAAUACUACUUAUGUAUGUUAUAAAGGCACCUAAAAAUUCACUUAAAGCUAAUCAAGCUUGGAGGCAUUAUAGACUUCAAAAUACAUUGUGUCGUAUUUUGUGUUAUAAAAGAGGAGGCAUACGUGUAAAAUAUUGUUACAGUCAAGUUAAAAAAAAAAACAAAAAGAAAUAAACAAAAACCCACAUUGUAAAAUGAACAAAAAUCUGACUAAAAAUAGAUGACGAAACAGUAAAAGAAAUCAUUCAAAAUGGUAGAGGGGCAGAAAAGGACAAACACACCCUCUACAUGUAGGUUGUUGGAGGUAAGUCGGCGCUAAUAAAAAUACAUCUGCCCCCAUGACAUCCACUGUUGUCCUAACUUGCAUAUGUUACAGGUCAAAAUUAAAUUCGGGUUACAGUUUUUUAACCUAGAUUGAUUUUCUAUUUCCUUUCUCUCCUAGCCCUAAUCCAUGAAUACUUAGGGCUAGGAGACUAAGGUAAUUGAGAAUCAACCUAGGUUAAAACAUUUAAGCCCGAAUUUAAUUUUGAUCUGUAAGACAUAUAAUUGUGAACUUGUGCUUUGUGAGUGAACCAUAUACUGAUACUUUUUCAGGAACACUGUCCUGGGAAUUAUGUCCCACCCAAGGUCGUCAGCCAAAAGUCUUAGGCCAUUCCACCGCUGUAGUGGGAGACACUUUGUAUAUAUUUGGAGGAAUACAUCAUGGAAUUGCUUCAGAUGCUCUUUAUAUACUAAAUACAGGUAAGUUGUUUCUAACUUAAAAUAAAGCUAUAAUUACACAAUAACGGUAUAUUAUGUUACAGGUCAAAUUGAUUACAGGUGAAAAUAAUGUUUUCAAUGUUAUAGGUUUAUCUCAAGUUUCCUUUGUCUCUUAGGGCUUGUAGACAAAGGAAAUUGAGAAUCAACAUACGGUACCGCUCAAAAGAAAUUUACCAGUCACGUGUCGUUUCCUGCGCACUACGCGAUUCUCGUAGCACGCAACGAGAAUCACGUAAAGAAGGAUUUUGUUGAUGGGUAAAGUUUCUAAGUAAUUACAUGCACUUCAGCACAGAGUUGACCUAAAACAGUAGCCCUAGUGACUUAUAGCUGUACAUGUAGCUCCUUUAAGGGGCUAUUUUUUAUUGGGGCACUGUUUUGAUUCAUCUGCCAAGAAUUAGAUACAUGUAAAUAAAUAAAUAAAUAAAUAAAUAAAAGAUUUAAAUAAUUUUCUGUUUUGUUGCAGGGAAUUUGACAUGGACUCCUCUCAAGGCCUCUGGAAAACCCCCUCCUGCCAGGUACACAACUGAUUAG